CAAAAUUUUCUCGACAAAGAAACUUUGUUCAACUAUGCACCAUUUUACGCUCUUCUUCAGCUUAUCCACCGAUCUUCAUACACUCUUCUACCACUACCAAAUCUCCCACUCAAAUCUCCUCAACUAUGACUUCCGGUACCAGAAUGCCUACUUGGAAGGAAAGGGAAAACAACAAGCGUCGUGAGAGGCGUCGUCGUGCCAUCGCCGCUAAGAUCUUUCUUGGCUUGCGAAUGUACGGAAACUACAAGCUUCCUAAGCACUGCGACAAUAAUGAAGUCCUUAAAGCCCUCUGUGAUGAAGCUGGAUGGACUGUCGAAGAAGACGGCACUACCUAUCGGAAGGGUUGCAAGCCUGUGGAACGCAAUAUCAUGGGUGGGUCAGCUUCUGGAAGUCCAUGUUCAUCUUAUCAGCCGAGCCCACGUGCAUCUUAUAACCCAAGUCCUGCGUCUUCUUCCUUCCCAAGCCCCAAAUCUUCCCGUUACGCCAUGAAUAGCAAUGACAAUGGUACUGAUCCCAAUUCCCUCAUCCCAUGGCUGAAGAACCUCUCUUCGGGUUCAUCAUCAGCUUCCUCCAGGCUGCCUCAUCAUCUUUUUAUUAAUUGUGGCUCCAUAAGUGCACCCGUCACCCCUCCAUCAAGUUCCCCAACUGCUCGAACACCCAGAAAACCAAAUGAUUGGGACAAUCAUCCAGCAGUUGCUCCUGCUUGGGCUGCACAGCGCUUCUCAUGUUUGCCAACAUCGACCCCACAAAGCCCUGGGCGUCAGGUGUUGGCUGAUCCAGCAUGGCUUGAUAGUAUACGGAUUCCUCAAAGUGGACCAUCAUCUCCAACCUUCAGCCUUGUAGCAAGAAAUCCUUUUGGAUUCAAGGAGGCAAUGUCUGCUGGAGUGUCUCGUAAUUGGACUCCUACACAGAGCGGAACAUGCUCGCCCACAGUUGCUGCAGGCAUUGAUCAUACUUCGGACGUUCCUAUGACAGAUGGAACUGCAACAGACUUUGCCUUCGGGAGUUGUUCAAUUGGGUUGGUGAAGCCUUGGGAAGGAGAGAGAAUUCACGAGGAAUGCAUCUCUGAUGAUCUUGAACUUACACUUGGGAAUUCAAGUACAAGGUAAACUCAAUUAUAAACGCAGUGAACCGGAGUUGCGAGUUCUUAAAUUUGGUUCUUUCUCCAAGGGAAAAUAUUCAACUGAAUGUCCAUGUGCUUUGGUUUGACAAAGAUUGCCCGUCGGUUGAUGGUUUAAUUCUUUCCUUGAUAAUCGAUUUGUUGUUCUUCUUCCUUCCAAAAUGAAAAUUAGAUUCCACUAA
Cucumis melo (muskmelon) is the source of this 1302-nucleotide messenger RNA. Its product is annotated as BES1/BZR1 homolog protein 4. Gene Ontology annotation, molecular function: DNA-binding transcription factor activity. The transcript has 2 exons. The record is from RefSeq and is a predicted model, not a curated record. Gene Ontology annotation, biological process: DNA-templated transcription; brassinosteroid mediated signaling pathway. Bases 126 to 1109 code for a protein of 327 amino acids. NCBI's taxonomy places the organism in Eukaryota, Viridiplantae, Streptophyta, Magnoliopsida, Cucurbitales, Cucurbitaceae.